AUGUCUCUACAAAAGUGGCUGGAAGAAGACCCAGAGCCGAAACAAUGGCUAAAAGACACGCACAUGGAUGCUGCGUUGAAUAUGCUGAGGAAACGGUACAAGGCUCAUCCAGAGUGGUUGAGGAGUGACAAAAUUUGCAUCCUCGACACUACUCUUGGCAACAUAUGGAAUAUGAGGUACCAUGACUUUGUUGACUUUCCUGCCAAUGAAGACGGGACUGGAAGAAAGCUACCAGGUGGGUCAUGGGAUUACUAUACAGGUCAAAUGCCCGAGUAUGAAAAACUAGAGAAGACGUAG
Molecule: messenger RNA, 297 nt
Organism: Arabis nemorensis
Lineage: Eukaryota; Viridiplantae; Streptophyta; Magnoliopsida; Brassicales; Brassicaceae
Source: the annotation of a GenBank genome assembly